Messenger RNA from Adelges cooleyi (spruce gall adelgid), 1122 nucleotides. RefSeq lists its product as uncharacterized. The transcript has 2 exons. The coding region runs from base 298 to 960 and encodes 220 amino acids. Gene Ontology annotation, biological process: DNA damage tolerance; double-strand break repair via homologous recombination. Gene Ontology annotation, cellular component: Smc5-Smc6 complex; nucleus. The record is from RefSeq and is a predicted model, not a curated record. Lineage: Eukaryota; Metazoa; Arthropoda; Insecta; Hemiptera; Adelgidae. Gene Ontology annotation, molecular function: ubiquitin-protein transferase activity.
UAAUAUAUUGGAUAGUCGUUGAAUUUAUCUACCAAUUUUUGAAAACUUUAUUCUCAUUGUUGUGUUACAAGACUUACAACGACAAAACUCAAAAGUGGUGCUGGUGUUCGUCGAACGGGAUUUCUUCUUUUCUAUUAUUAAUUUAUUAAUAACUACAUAAUAAUUAUCGGUUUUGUAUUAUUUAAUAUCUGCAAAUUUAUUUGAAUUAUCGUCACUUAAAAUAUCGCCUAGUUCAAAAAAAAAAAACAUUAUUCGUGAUUUCUUGUAUUUCCGGUAGUUAUUGAAAGCGAUUUAAAGAUGGCCUAUUCAGAAAAACACAAACAGUUCUUGCAGUACUUUAUGUUUAACAGAAUGGUAACAGAAGAAGAUGCGAACAUUGUGAAUGGAAGUCUCUUUCCUGAAAAAGACUUGGACAAUACUAUUGAACUUAUUAAUACCAAGAUUGCGCCAUUAGAAUUCAAAAUAAGUAAAAGAGUUUGCGAACAAGAUAGUAACAUAUACUAUGCGUUUAUUGCAUUGUUUGUUGAUGAUUUUAAUUGUAAAACAGAUCCAGUAAAAACUCUGUUUGUUGAAAUUGUCAAUUUUGUAAUUUUAUCAGGAGGAGUUGUGCCUUACGACGAAAUGAUUGCAAAAUACACAACCUUCAAUACAUUUUAUGACAUAUUGGAUAACUUGUUUAGAAGAAAAUAUUUAACAGCGGACGCUGAAAAAAAUAUCUAUUUAUCACCAUUAGCAGUUAGUGAAUUAGAUGGAUACCUAGUUGAAAAAUUUUCAAGUAAAAAAUGCAUGGGAUGUAUGAGUGUUGUAGCAUACGGAAUUCAAUGUGUUUCAUGUAAUAAAUUUAUACAUGGCCAUUGUUUGACGACUUACAGCAAAAAUAUUGGCAGUGCCAAAUGUCCAAAGUGUUCUCAGAAGAUAGUUUCUUCAUGGACACCUAUAUCCAUUGGUGUUGAUAUUUAAACAUACAAUUGGUUUUAAGAUGUACUAUAAUGCUGUUAUAUUUUUUAUGUUUAUGUAUUUUGAAUUUACAAUUUUUAUCAUUAACAUAUUGUAUAAUUUUUUACAAUUAAAAAUGUGAACAUUUACUUUUAAUUAUAUCUAGACAUAUCAUCAAAUUGGUAA